Raphanus sativus (radish) is the source of this 2437-nucleotide messenger RNA. Its product is annotated as histone-lysine N-methyltransferase, H3 lysine-9 specific SUVH3-like. Lineage: Eukaryota; Viridiplantae; Streptophyta; Magnoliopsida; Brassicales; Brassicaceae. Gene Ontology annotation, cellular component: nucleus. Bases 150 to 2168 code for a protein of 672 amino acids. The record is from RefSeq and is a predicted model, not a curated record. The transcript has 3 exons. Gene Ontology annotation, molecular function: histone methyltransferase activity; protein binding; zinc ion binding.
AACACUAACGUCUUCCGCUUAUUUCAUCUGAGCAUUUGUCUGAAAAUGCUACAUCGAAAGGCAUCUUUUCGUCUCUCUCUGCUCUCUCUUUCGCGUAAUUUCUCGGAGCCCUAAUUUAAAUUUCUCAACUUCGUGAGGAGUUUUUAGCAAUGGAAGGAGUACCAGGGAUGAACACUGUUCCAAAUCCUAACCAUUAUGACAAGUCCAUAGUGCUAGAUGUCAAACCGCUGAGAAGUUUGAAACCUGUUUUUCCAAAUGGUAAUCAAGGUCCACCUUUUGUUGGAGUUCCUCCCUUUGGCCCUUCUUCUUCUUCUUCUACUGGGUACUCACCUUUCUUCCCAUUUGGAGCACAACCACCUGCACAAGAUACUCCAGAUCUCAACCAAACUCAGUACCCACCUCCUCCAUCGUUUGUUCCACCUCUUCAGUCAUACAGAACACCUACCACUGCAUCAAAUGGCCCUAGUAGCUCAACCGGAGCUAAAAGAGGUCGUCCCAAGGGAAGUGGCAACGCCAAGAAAAAGGACAAGACCGUCCCCAAAGAGCCUACUUUGGAGGUUCAGGUUGUGAAACGGUUCAGUGGAGUUUUCGACAGCGGGAUCAGCGCAGCAGAGCGAGAAGAUGGGAAUGGGGACUUAGUAAGCAGCGUGCUGAUGCGUUUCGAUGCUGUUAGGAGGCGGUUAAGCCAGGUAGAGUACGCAAAGGCCGCGACUUCUAAAGCUGCAGGUUCUUUGAUGAGCAAUGGGGUGAGGACCAACAUGAAGAAGAGAGUUGGAACGGUUCCUGGAAUCGAAGUUGGAGAUAUCUUCUUUUCACGGAUAGAGAUGUGCUUAGUGGGUCUUCACAUGCAGACAAUGGCCGGCAUUGACUAUAUAACAAGCAAGGCCGCUGGAGCAGAUGAGGAGCCUCUAGCUACUAGCAUUGUUUCGGCUGGACGUUACGACGGUGAGGCACAGGAUCCUGAGUCUUUGAUAUACAGUGGACAAGGCGGGAAUGCGGACAAGAACAAACAAGCGUCUGAUCAGAAACUUGAGAGGGGGAAUCUUGCGUUAGAGAGAAGCUUGAGGAAAGGGAAUGGAGUGAGAGUGAUAAGAGGAGAGGAGGAUCCAGCUAGUAAAACAGGGAAGAUUUAUAUCUAUGAUGGACUUUAUUCGAUCUCAGAGUCAUGGGUAGAGAAAGGCAAGUCUGGUUGCAACACGUUUAAGUAUAAACUGGUGAGACAGCCUGGUCAGCCACCUGCUUUUGGGUACUGGAAAGCUGUUCAUAAGUGGAAAGAAGGUUUGACUCCGAGAACAGGACUUAUCCUUCCGGAUCUCACUUCAGGAGUUGAGAGCAAACCUGUUUCCCUUGUGAAUGACGUUGAUGAUGAGAAGGGGCCUUCUUAUUUUACUUACAUCUCCACUCUCAAACACUCGGAAUCCUUUAGAAUAACACAGCAGCACACUUCUGGCUGUUCCUGUCGUGGCUCAUGUGCACCGGGAGAUCUAAACUGCUCUUGCAUCCGACAGAACGGUGGUGAUCUCCCUUACCUUUACGGCGUUAUGCUUGUUUCCAGGAGACCGAUGGUGUAUGAAUGUGGUCCAACGUGUCCAUGUCACGCCAGUUGCAAAAACAAAGUGAUUCAGACGGGACUGAAGUUCCGGAUGGAAGUGUUUAAGACAGGGAACCGUGGUUGGGGUUUACGUUCGUGGGAUCCCAUUCGUGCUGGUUCUUUCAUAUGUGAAUAUGCUGGUGAGGUCAAAGACAGAGGGGAGCUCAGAAUGGAGCAUGAAGAGGACGAGUUUGUCUUUGACACAUCGCGUGUUUAUAACUCUUUUAAGUGGAACUAUGAGCCUGCGUUAGUAGAUGAGGAUCCUUCAGAUGAAAUCUCCGAGGAGUUUAGUCUCCCGUCACCACUCCUGAUCAGUGCUAAGAACUUUGGCAAUGUAGCUCGGUUCAUGAACCAUAGCUGCUCCCCCAACGUUCUGUGGCAGCCAGUUAUUCGUGAAGGAAACGGUGAACCUGUUGUUCACAUUGCUUUCUUUGCCAUCCGUCACAUUCCUCCAAUGGCUGAACUGACAUAUGAUUAUGGAGUCUCCCUUGCAUCCGAGGCUAGAGAUGGGAGUGUUUUACAUGGAAAGAGGCACUGCAACUGUGGUUCUGUGAAAUGCCGUGGUUCUUUUGGAUGAUCUGAGAAACUGGCAGAGAGUAACAAAGAGGGUGUGAUGGCUUUUGUUGUGCGCAGGAAACUGUGUAUGCAUUUGCAUGUUCUGUGGCAAUGCAUACACUUGUAAUGUAUUGUAUUCUAUUGGCACCAUAUCGGCUUUAGUUUCCAUGCUCUGUGGGUUUGGUAAAAUUACACUCUAGAGCGAUUCAGUUAUGUUUUAAAGCUUUUUUUGUAACAAACUUAUCCGUAGACUUCAAGAAUGAGAAAAAAAAUGAUGUAUGUUUAGUAUUA